Molecule: messenger RNA, 4450 nt
Organism: Scleropages formosus (Asian bonytongue)
Lineage: Eukaryota; Metazoa; Chordata; Actinopteri; Osteoglossiformes; Osteoglossidae
Product: PAN2-PAN3 deadenylation complex subunit pan3-like
Exons: 18
Coding region: 264-2666 (800 amino acids)
Biological process (GO): mRNA processing; nuclear-transcribed mRNA poly(A) tail shortening
Cellular component (GO): PAN complex; P-body
Molecular function (GO): poly(A) binding; metal ion binding
Source: RefSeq, a predicted model, not a curated record
CGAGCGAGCGAACGAGCGAGCGUCGCGGGGCGGCGUUCAGGGGAACCGGAGCGGACGACACAGCUCGACUCGGCAAGCGCGCGUCUCGACUCUGUGUCUCUCUCUCUGGGGACGAGUUUCCACGCAGUUCCUCACGGCGGGGGGGCCGGGCUGUGCGCCACCCGGACCGGGAUACCUCUAUGACGCUCGGACGCCCCUUCGGCUCUUCACACCUCCAUGUUUGAGCGCCUUCCGGCGUGACCAUCGCUGCCCGCGGCGGUGCCAUGAACAGCGGGCUCUCGGCUCCAGCGGCUCCGCUCGGGGGGGUCACCGGCCCCGGUGUCAAGGUGAAGUUCUGCCGCUACUACGCCAAGGACAAGACCUGUUUCUAUGGGGACGAGUGCCAGUUCCUGCACGAGGACCCGUCCGUCGCGAGCCUGUGUGCGCACGGCGGCGGCAGCAGCCCUGCGCCCGUGUCGUUGUCUCUGGGUCCCGGACCCGUGGCUGCGGCUGCCUAUCCGCUCGGAGGCGCCGCGGUGACUUCGGCGGGUGGCGGCCCCGCCAGCAUCUCCAAAAAAACCGACGUCCUGGGAGCCGUGGAGUCCGCUUUGGAGGGAGCAUUGCUGACAAUCCCAGGGAUGGAAGGUGGACCCUUGACUGAUGCCAGCCUGACCAACUCCUACUUCAGUAGCAGCUUCAUUGGGGUCAAUGGCUUUGGGAGCCCAGCAGAGGCCAAAUUCUCCAUGAUGCAGAGAGUUCCCAGCAACAGCUCAAGUAGCCUCCUGAAUGACAGUGCCAAGAGCUUCUCCACACAGGUAGACACUGUGAGUUCUUCUGCAUCGACUCUCUUCAGUGAUUUCUCUGCACUGAGCCUCUCGCAACGGAGAAAGGGUCCAAACCCAGCAGCUAGCGAGUUCAUCCCAAAGGGUGUGGCCAGUCCUUGUCUCGCCUCAGCUUCUCAGUCCAGCGGCCCAGUUUUCUCCUCCCCACUCUUCUCACACCCGACCUUAAGUGGCACCUCUGCAUCAGCACUCACCCCAGCUGGCAUGUCUCUUUCAGCUGGCUCCUCUCCACUUCAUUCACCUAAAAUCACCCCCCACACCUCGCCUUCCCUUCGCCGGCGAAGCCACACCCCGAACCCAAACCCAGCCACAAGCAGUUACAGCCCACUGGCCGAUUCAGCAGCCACCAGCCAUGUCAUCCAGAAGGAGACAGUUGGAGGGACCACAUAUUUCUAUACUGAUAACACGCCUGCACCUCUGGCUGGGAUGGUGUUUCCCACGUUCCACGUUUACCCACCCACAGCACCCCAUGUGGCCUACAUGCAACCCAAAGCCAACGCACCAUCCUUCUUUAUGGUGGAUGAGCUGCGCCAGGAGCUGAUAAACAGACAUUUAAUAACAAUGGCACAAAUUGACCAAUCAGAAAAUCCAGGCGUUCCCUCUGAAGUUGACAACUAUCACAGUCUCUUCCCAUUGGAGCCAUUGCCACCUCCAAAUCGCAUCCAGAAAACCAGCAACUUCAAUUACAUAACGUCAUGUUACAAAGCCAUUAACAGCAAAGACGACCUGCCAUACUGCCUUCGGAGGAUACAUGGUUUCAGACUGGUGAACACCAAGUGUAUGAUGCUGGUGGAUAUGUGGAAGAGGAUCCAGCACUCCAACUGCGUCACACUGAGAGAGGUCUUCACCACAAAGGCCUUUGGGGAUCACUCAUUGGUGUUCUCCUAUGACUUCCAUGCUGGCGCAGAGACCAUGUUUAGCCGACACUUCAGCGACGCAACAGCGGACUCUUACUUUACCAAGAGGAAAUGGGCGGGCCAACACGAGCCUCCUCCUCCCCGGCAGCAUGCUGGCCUGCUCCCAGAGUCGCUGAUAUGGGCCUAUAUUGUGCAGUUGAGCUCUGCCCUGAGAACGAUUCACACUGCUGGAUUGGCCUGUCGGGUGAUGGACCCCACAAAAAUCCUCAUAACUGGCAAAACGAGGUUGCGUGUGAACUGUGUAGGGAUAUUUGAUGUCUUAACAUUUGACAGCAAUCAGGCUAAUCCACUGGCCCUAAUGCCACAGUAUCAGCAAGCAGACCUAAUCUUAUUAGGCAAGGUGGUGCUGGCCCUGGCUUGUAACUCGCUGGCUGGCAUUCAGCGAGAGAACCUCCAGAAGGCCAUGGAGUUGGUGUCAAUCAACUACUCAUCAGACCUCAAGAACCUCAUCCUGUACCUCCUGACAGAGCAGACUCGCCUACGGAGUGUCAACGACAUCAUGCCAAUGAUUGGUGCUCGCUUCUAUACCCAGUUGGAUGCUUCCCAGAUGAGAAAUGAUGUCAUAGAGGAGGACCUUGCAAAGGAGGUGCAAAAUGGGCGUCUCUUUCGCCUGUUGGCCAAACUGGGCACCAUCACAGAGAGACCAGAGUUUCAGAAGGAUCCCACUUGGUCAGAAACUGGAGACCGCUACCUGCUAAAGCUCUUCAGAGAUUACCUGUUCCACCAGGUGACCGAAGCAGGGACUCCUUGGAUUGACCUUAGUCACAUUGUCUCGUGUCUCAACAAGCUGGAUGCUGGGGUCCCAGAGAAGAUCAGCCUGGUGUCACGAGAUGAGAAAAGCGUCCUGGUAGUGACCUACUCGGACCUGAAGCGCUGCUUUGACAGCACCUUCCAGGAGCUGCUUGCGGCUGCAAGUGGGCAGCUGUAGCCUUGGUCCAUACCCGGUCACAGCUUUCUUCGUCGCCGGGUCACACUGCUGUUGUUUUUUGGUUGUAGUCAUUCCCAAUGACUGAAAGCAGAAGAGUUUGCCCUGCAGCUGGAGGUGAGGUGGGGCCCGGCAGGAGGCCGACACCAUUGCACUUGUCAGGUACACUGGUCCUGCAGUACAGAGCUCCUCUCAAAAGCGCUUUUUAAAUUUUCCUCAUUGUGACCAUAGAGUUGUAAUAAUGGACAAAAAGAGCCACAUUUUUUUAAGAUUCAAGGAGGGAACAAAGGUGUUAAUGUUCCUCCUUUUUUUAAUUUUCUGUGGUUCCUGCACUAAAUGUUUUUUUAAAAAUGUGAUUGUGAUGUAGGAUGCAUGUGAGGAUUCUGGAGGGAGCCUCAUGAGAAAGAGGAGGUCACACAGAAGGGUUUUAUCCAAAGAAUGCAGAACGCAAGCCUUGACUACACCUCACACCCUCAGUGCAGGAGUGGGUACAAGAGACAAUAGAGAUGAAGUUCUGUGUCCUCCAGGAUGUAGUGUGCCCCCUAUCCACACUUCAUAGCUCAGUCCAGCGUGUAAAUGAUUACAGUAGUGCCCCCUUAUCCACGGGGGAUACGUUUCAAGACCCCCAGCGUAUGCCUGAAACUGCAGAUAGUACCGAACCCUAUAUAUACUAUGUUUAUAAAAAAAAAUAAAAGGGGGUUAUUUGAACACAAGCACUGCGAUACCACGACAGUCGAACUGAUAACCAAGACGGCUGAUAAGUGACUAACGGGCGGGUAGCGUAUACAGUGUGGAUACGCUGAACAAAGGGAUGAUUCACGUCUCGGAUGGGAUGGCGCGAGAUUUCAUCACGCUACUCAGAACAGUGCGCAAUUUAAAACUUAUUUCUGGAAUUUUCCAUGUAAUAUUUUUGGACCGUGCUUGACCGUGGGUAACUGAACCCGUGGAAAGCGAAACUGCAGAUAAGGGGGGACCACUGUAUUGAUGACAAGUCCUCUGUCUGUUCUUCCCUUCCCGUGCUCCCUGGCUGGUUGUGGUGUCCAAGCUUUUGAGUUGAGCCACUGUGUGAAUGUGGCUUGUUUUCCCCGUGCGCUGCGAGUGAUGUUCCCUUUUCAGCUUCGUUAUAAACUAAAUCUGGGGGAAAAACUCUGGACACAUUGUUUUCUUUUUCGGAACCACAUCCUUUCCUGCCAAAACAGAUAUAACUUCCUUUUUAAACAAGAACAUGCAAAGCAGGCUUUUGACACUGAAUCUUGUCUUUUUGUAUGUUUUUGAGAGUUUCCAUUGAACUGCUUUUUAUAUUUGGGUGAAUAGUACUUUACUGCCUGUUGCCCCUGCAGUGAAGAUUUCUUGAAGACCGGCUGGGGCAAGUUUUUGCUUCUCUACAACUUUAUUUUGUGUAUUAAUUUUCAUAUGGUAGGUGGUCUCCACCUGGUUCUUCCUCCCUGUAGCCCACCGCCCUGCUGCUGCGAUGCCUGAAGCCUGCAGGCGGGUUCUUCUGUGGCUGGCAAAUCUCAUAGUCAGCUGAGGAGCAGGGAGCACUCACUGGCUUUGGGAAACCAUCAUCCUGUUCUCCUGAUGGGUCAGUAGGACGAUGGACCUCCCUGGAUGUGGUGCCUAGACACCCCUUUCCCCACACACAGACACGUGCACGACACACAUUCACAUUCAAAAAUGUACAUUGCCUUUUCCACUUAGGCACACAUUGUGCCACUUUUGUAAGGUAUGUUUGUAUCAUGACUUUCCUGUUUGUCUUCGGUUUUGCAUUUUUUUGUUCUGUGUGUGAA